This is a messenger RNA of Peromyscus eremicus (cactus mouse), 1311 nucleotides long. RefSeq names its product ubiquitin-conjugating enzyme E2 D2B. Gene Ontology annotation, biological process: protein K11-linked ubiquitination; ubiquitin-dependent protein catabolic process. The coding region runs from base 390 to 833 and encodes 147 amino acids. Gene Ontology annotation, cellular component: nucleus. NCBI's taxonomy places the organism in Eukaryota, Metazoa, Chordata, Mammalia, Rodentia, Cricetidae. Gene Ontology annotation, molecular function: ubiquitin conjugating enzyme activity. The transcript has a single exon. The record is from RefSeq and is a predicted model, not a curated record.
CCCACCAUCCCUGGUCAACUGUCACCAUCCCAGACUGUCCAUCCGCGUCCAUCUAUGGUCCCAGGCUGCAGCCAGUCUGUCUGGCUCGAGCCCGGGCAGAGGCUCCGGCGGAGGGAUCCGCGGAGGCUGCGGUCUCGGAAGACGAGACCGCUUCUGCGGCAGCACAAAAAGGGGCGGCUGCAGGGUGAUGUGCCAACGGAUGUGAAGACGGAUACUGUGAGCACGGUGGCUGGCCCCGAAGCUGAGUGGGCCUCGGCCCUCAGCACAUCCUGCCAGGGCCAGGCCAGAACUGCCCAUCUCCUUCUGCAGCUGAUCCACAACCAACAAGGCAGCCUCAGGCCCUCAGGCCCUGCCUCAUUCCACUAGGGCCACCAAGACAGCCUUCCACCAUGGCUCUGAAGAGAAUCCAUAAGGAACUGAACGACCUGGCGCAGGAUCCCCCAGCACAGUGUUCAGCAGGCCCUGUCGGGGAAGAUAUGUUCCACUGGCAAGCUACAAUCAUGGGGCCAAAUGACAGCCCCUACCAGGGAGGGGCGUUUUUCUUGACAAUUGACUUCCCAACAGAGUACCCCUUCAAACCACCCAAGGUUGAAUUUACAACAAGAAUUUAUCAUCCAAAUGUUAACAGUAAUGGCAGCAUUUGUCUUGAUAUUCUUCGCUCACAGUGGUCUCCAGCACUAACUAUUUCAAAAGUACUUUUGUCCAUCAGUUCUCUGUUGUGUGAUCCCAAUCCAGAUGAUCCCUUAGUGCCUGAGAUUGCUCAGAUCUACAAAACAGAUAGAGAAAAGUACAACACAACAGCCCGGGAAUGGACUCAGAAGUAUGCCAUGUGACUAAAGAGAUUAUUGGAUAUCCUCUACAAAUAAAAGCUCAGGGAACUCUAGAAAGUCCUUCUGAUUCCCAUCUGACUGUCUGCUAUGAACCACGCUGCACCGCUUCAUCCUUCUGGUGUUCUUCACCUGACACAGUACUGCUGCAAGCUGUACGCACCAGAAAUACUGUGCUUCAUUCCAACACUCUCUCCUAGCACAGGAGCGUUCUCGAGGCAUAAGCAAGAUGUGAGAUUAAAAGUUUUCCUAACUGACUUAAAUCUGAAUAACCACAGUGUGAGGGGUGGUGGGUACACAACACUGCUUAGAAGGGGUAAAGUGCCACCAACCUGUAGGAGAUUGUGAGACUGCUUUUAAGUGGAAGCCAUUUACAUUUUAAAAGUUAGGAAAAGCUAGGUGAAGAACAUGAAAGUUUCUGUACUCAUUUAUUCUAUAACACCUAGAACUCAGAUGAACAUUAAAACCAACCAGAUUAAAUCCA